Messenger RNA from Sitophilus oryzae (rice weevil), 9170 nucleotides. RefSeq lists its product as uncharacterized. The transcript is spliced from 3 exons. The record is from RefSeq and is a predicted model, not a curated record. Bases 143 to 3838 code for a protein of 1231 amino acids. Lineage: Eukaryota; Metazoa; Arthropoda; Insecta; Coleoptera; Curculionidae.
CGUCGAUCCGCAACGUGGUCCGUAACACGGUACGAGACACGAGCCCUUCGAGCCCCCAGUUCGCAACGUUGGCGGUGGUGGCCCCGUCGCCGCCAUUCUGCCGCCCCGUGCCGCCGCCUGCUGUCCGGAUGCGGCGCUCCCCAUGAGCCUGGGGCCGGCGCGGCCCCCCGUGCCGGGCCUUAUCCCCCUGGCGGCCCUGGCGCGCCCCCGCCGCCCCCGCGAGGCGAUCGAUGCGGCGGCGGCGCCGUCACGUGGUCCGGAGCCGCGCGCCGCUGCCGCCCCUCGCCGCCCUCACCGGGGUCGGAGUCGUCGCCGCCGCCGGGCCGCUUCUUCUGUUGGUAAACAGAGCCGCAGCUCGUCGCCCGCGCUAGACCGCCCGCCGCGAGUUAACCCCAUCUUCGUGUGGGUCCGUCAGGAAGAUACGCGCAUCGUGGACGUGAAAUGCGAGGAUUACGACAAGAGGAACCGCAUCCUGCUGACCAAGACGGCGCACGGCUGGCGCGCUAUCCCCAGGACGGAGAUGCUGGCCGCCCCCAGGGCGUCGGCUGAGCUCGAGACCUCGACCGACCCUUGCACGCCGCCGCACCAUCGUCACCACAAGCGUCGCUCCAAGCGAUCCAAAACAACACACCUCAAGUCCGCUUCCGUACAAUUCCCCGAAAACGACGACGAAGUGGCCGAUCAUGAACAGGAACAGGAACCUGAACAUCCCCCACCUCCAGAACCCUCCUGGGUAACAUCGGAGAACGUAAACAUCGAGUCUCUCCUCCCCUUGCACACGAUCCAGGUAAAAAGACCACCCUCCUCAGAUGAAGUGAGUCCCUUAGAAAACCUACUGGCUGUAGCCGAACUCGAACUGAAACAACACAUCCAAUCUGAAAACUGGAACAACCAAAAUGAUUCAGGUGAACGACCACCGAGCGUGAAAUCCCAUACCACGGAAGAUAUUGACGAACUCCUAAAAAGCAAAGCUCAGGAGAUGGACAUCGUGAGCCAGAUCGACUUGACCGAUGACGAGCACAAGUCUCAAGGCUGUAGUUAUAACGAUGACGACGAGAUGUCCAUGAACGAUAUUCUGACCAAACUGGAAAGGUCAUUGCAAAGCCCUCAAAGCUACGACGACGAAAAUGAGUUUGAUGGAGAAAUAAAACAAGAGGAACUCAAAGAUUUCCCUUCUAGUAUUGAACCUGUAUCUGAAUAUACUAUUCCAUCUCUAGAACCAAACGCUCAGUUUGAUAUAGAAAUAAAAGAUGAGUUUGAGCAUCCUCUUUCUGAUGAUUUGCAUUUAGGAGAUGAGAAAGAUGAGUCUAUUGAUAAGCACAUAGAUGAAGUUGCUAGCCUGUUAGUUGAAAAGAUCUUUGAAGAAAACAUUUCUACACCAGAAGAAAAUAUACUUCAAAAUACUAAUACUGAUGAUCAAACAGAAAAUGUAGAAAAUUUGGAAAAUGCAUUAGAAACAAAGUCCGACAAUGAAAAUCUUGAAAAAGAUGAAGAGACUUUAGCAACACAAGAUCUAAAACCUCUAAUAGAAGCGACUUCGGAACCGAAAACUCCUGAAACUGAACCUAAAGAAUCAGAAACACAAAUUGAUGUUCCAUCAUCAGAUACUCCAAAAGAAAUAGAAAAAUCUCCAGAUACCCAUGUAGAGGAGAUAAAGGAGCAAAAAGAAGAAGAACCAGCCAUAUGUCUUGAUUUAUCGGUAAAAAAAUUACCUGCCCUUACCAUCGAUGUCAAUACCAACCCACCAGAUGAUAAUGAAGACGGGCCUACUGAUUUAAGUAUACGCAAAACUCAUUCUUCUCCUAAGCUUGACUCAACUCGACCGCCAUCUCAGAAUUCCGAAGCAGUUCAGUCACCCCAACCCAGUGGAAUACCUGCUGUUCCUCCAUCUCCUGAUAUCGUCUCGACCAGUACCACUGUUUCAAAGUCCAGGUCAGCAUUUUUGGAGUCUCUUCUGUCCAGUUCCAUUCAAAAAAUGCCUUUGAAUUCGGAGGUUACCAUCACCAAACAGAAAGAACCUCUUGAUUUAGGGAAAUGUAGAAAAUCUGCCAGUCCCACUGUUACUUGCUCGGAGGAAAUCCAUAAUCCUGAUUCUGAACCACCACUAAAGAAAAUGAAGCCUGAUGACAUUACUUUGAAGACUUUGCUGGAUAAAGACGUAGAAAAUCUGGAUCAUACUAAAGAGAAAACUCCAAAACCUGCAUCUCAGAAUCAUUCCAGAAUAGGAAAUUUGUUAAAAACUGUAAGUAAUGAACCGCAGGAUCCUCUGAGAGAAUAUAAACAGCUCCUGGCUGAAAUGGACAUUCCAAAUCCCAUUAUGGUACCAAAAGACUGCUUUGCCAACCUCCUGAAACAUCCCAGAAAAGAAAUUCUAAGAAUUCUUAGUACUCAACCCGAUAAGAAUAUUCCUCUUGAUGAUAUUCUGGUCGUGUACAAAGAUAGGCUACUAGCUGCUUUGGAGUCCAACGCAAACAGCGGUGCAUCAAGUUCUAACAAAGUGGAAGUUUCGAAGUUACUCCCUAAAACACCAAGUCGACAAACUGAGAGGAACAAUAACGAGAAACUUCCAGUCAAAAGAAAACAUUCUGAAAGUGCUACUAAACCAUCAAAUUCUGUACCUGAUACAUCAGCUAAAAAUAUUCUAGCAAGUGACAUCGAAGCAGCCAACGAAGCUUUGAAUCCCCUGUUCUGGUCUUCUUGUCCCAAUCCUUUCGAGGCCAUGGCGAACUACCAAAACCAUAACGAAUUCAUUCAAGCUUUAUAUGCUGCAUCGUCACUACCAUACCUUCCCAAUCAGCUUAGUGAGCUUCACCCAGGUCUACAAAUGAUCCUAGGAAACAAGGCAGGUCCUCCUGUAGGUUUUCCUUCGAUGCCUCCAGUGAAUUUCAACAAUCCUCUUGAGUUAUCGCUUUGGCAAGAAGCAAUGAUGCAGGCCAGUAUGCUGAGAAACAAAAAUCCUUACGAGAGCUCCAUUUUGAAUCAGCCGAACUUUCGAACGAAUUUGGAAAAUAAGAAAGCCCAUUCCCAUCAAACUCAUGGAAAUAGACAUCAUUCCAGGCAUCCUUCGAAUGCCAAUAACGAUCACAACAAGAGUAUGACUCAAAAUCAGGCUUUGCAACAGCAACAAUCGUUGCUUCAAGGACUGUAUGGACAAAGCUCCAUGAGCAAUCAAUCAGGCUGGCAAAAUCCUUAUUUGGGAUUGGGUGGAUUUCAGCAAGGAAGUAACAACCUGGCUCUGAAUGUACCUCCAUUUAAUCCAUUCAGUCACAAAAAUAACGUCAGUUCGAAUAACAAGCACAGUCAACAACUUAGCCCGUCGUUUAUGCAAAACUCUAGCAAAGAAUCUAGUCUUUUAGCUCAGUUUAAUGAACAGGAGAAGAGACUGCAUCAGCAAAUGAUGCAAGAACAACAGAAACUUCAGCAGAUGCAACAGGAGAAGAUGAUGAGGCAUCAGCAUCAACAGUAUCUUCAGCAGCAGCAUCAACAUCAAAUGAUGAGGCAAGGUAAUGGAACCAAGGCAUCAAAGUUUCCAUUUCUAUUCAACAAGGAAGGAUCUCAAGUCGAGAAAGCUCAUUCUGAUCACCCAAAACAGCUUCAGGGACCUAUAGAUCUGUCUGGCCCACCGAAUAUUAGAGCUAAAAGCAAAGGAAGUGGAGCUAAUGGAAGCCUAAGAGGAAACCCAAAAGCGAUGCUGGAUGAUGUGCCGGAAGUCGGGAGUACGACGGGGAGUAUAGAUGAAAUGCAGGAGGCGCACGCGCUAUGGCAUCCUUUAUUCGGAAGUCACAAUAAGGGCUACAACCCUUGGACUCUGCCAUCGGUGACAGCCACGGGGGAAUAACACAGGCUUCCACCUCCAAAAAACCUUUUUUGGAGGACAAACAACUCACACCAGCCGUCCUCUAGGACUAACCAGCCAGAGGCCUCUUUCACAGGGUUCGAUCUAAACUCCUUCUUUUCCAAAUGAGUGGACAGCGAGCAGAAACAUCUUUGGACAUCAUCAACAGUUAGCUGCAAUUUUCUUCAAGAGUGACACAAACCGUCUGAAAUAUUUCCCUCAUCAUCAAUACUGUUGUGCGUAUACCAAAAAAAACUAUUUUAAAGAUAAAAGUGUAAAUAAAAAAACAUAAACAUAAACAAUAAGACACAAAGUGUUUUGGACUAGAAAAGCAAACUAGGCUUUGUCUUCUGUACCGAGUGUCCAGGAAAACAGUGACAUUCCACGCUUAAACAAAAAGUAAAAAUGGUUCCUGAUGUAUUAUAUAUAAAAAGAAAAUGUUGCUAUAUCUAAAGUAGCGGUACAAAAUGUGUAAAUAGUAUUCAUAAAAACGUUUUAAGAGCAAAUAAAACAAAGUUAGAGAUUGAAAUCUACACUCUGUGGGCUGGAGAAUAUAUUUAAUAGGAUAUUUUGAUGAGAAAUUUGAUUUAGAUUAAGAGUCGCUCUACACUACGCGGAAAUUAUAAAGCCCGGUUUACGUUCCGUUGAAAUUGACAUCUAAACUCGACUAUAACGUUUCAUGCAAAUGUUUUAUUACAUUUUUAAUAUGCCGUGUUGAGUUACAGUCAGGGUUGGGUAAUGUAACAAAUUAAUAAUUUACUACGCUAAAUUUAAACGUAAUAAAUUUAGUUUAAAUUUAACCACAGUUGAGUAUGUAACAAAUUAGCAAUUUGUUACACUCUUCUUUUGGUAAAAUUUUUGUUCAAGCUGUACUAUGUAUGUGUAACACGAAACUUUAUUUUACUUCUAAAAUUAAUCAGGGUUGUGUAAAAAACUAAAAAAAACAUUUCUUACACUUUUUAGUUUGUUAACAUUUUAGUUGCUCUCUCAUGAAAACGAAUUUUACUUCUAUAAACUACCAGGUCUAUCAUAAACCUAAAUUUUACUUCUAAAAUUAACUAGAGUUGGGUAAGUAUAUAACUAAUUAACAGUUUGUUACACUUUUAUGUAACAUUUUAUUUCGAACAGCUAUAUGUUUAUCAUUCAAAAUUAAUUUUUGUUUUAAAAUUAACCAGGGUUGGGAAUGAUUCUAAUUAACAAUUUGUUACACUUUUCAUUCUAUACUAACCAGUUCCAGCUGUGUUUUAUGUUAACCAUUUUCAUUUAAAUGAACAAUAAUAUGACUCUGUAAGAAAUUUCAAUUGGUCAGUGAUAGGUGUGUAACAAAUUAACAGUUUGUUACAUUAUCUUACUUUUACCACUUUACUAAAAUAAACAAUUGGUUUCAAAGAGUACUUAGACUAAAUUGUUGUUCUCUUCAACCACAAAUAUGUUCUUACUUCUUUAAACUUGUUCUAAGAGGUUUCUUUUGCAGUUAUAACAAUUGUUACGUUUAUAACAAUUGAUAUUGUAAAAAUAAAGAUCGUAAGAGUUAAAUAAAUAAAAUUUAAUGACUUUACUGUAUACCAAAAUUGAAUGGUCUGGUAUUUUCAGUCGUAAAUAACAUUUUAGAACGACAAUACUUCUCAUAAAUAAAGAUUCAAUCUCCAUUCUUUUUCUUUGCUCUUGGAACGGACAUAAUAUAGUAUUCUCUCUGGCGUUAUAUUUUGUGUAUGUUUUACUAUACCUACUGUAUAUAGUCACUGUAUAAACUAAAAUAAAGAUGAGAUUCGUUAGAUGUUAGCUUUAUUAUGUCGGUUAAAGCAACUUUUUUAGCCGCCCUGUAAUCAAACCUAUAUUAUUAGGUAACAUUACAACCCUUAUUGUUACGUUAUUAAAAAAAACACAAAAAGCUUUAUUUUUGGUACGAUUUAAAUGUGUUAAAUAAUUACUGUCAGUUUUUAAAUGUAGAAAAAAAUAUUUGGUUUGUUAGAAAGUUGGAAACAUUGAUAUAUUAUUUAUUAAACAUAGAUGAUUUAAUAAAAUACAUUUAUUUUUAUUUAAGUAAGUUUAUUUAAUUAAAAUGUAUGCAGGAUGUAAAAAAAUAGUAUACUCUAAUCACUCUAUCACUUCAGUGAGUUCCUGUGAACAUAAUAUACCCUAAUAUGCUGCUUGAGGCAGUGGCGGUUCGUUAGUUAAGAAAUUAGGUGCAGAGUCUAUUUCUUUAAAUGGCGCCGCAGGCGAAAAUUUUUUUGGCGCAUUCACUAUUUUGUCAACUUUUUUUAAAAUAUUAUUUGAAAAAUUUUUGCUGCAUUCACCAUUUUGUCAAGAUUUUUUUGUUAUUAUUUAUACACUAAUACCUAUAAUAUUUUCGUUUUAGUUUGGGCUAAAACGCAUUAAGUAAAAAGAGAUACAAUCAGUUUUCGAUAAAUACAUUAUUUUGCAUUCCACUGAAAAUAUAAUUAAAUUUAAUAAACAUCAGUGUCCACCAUAAAGUUGGAUCCAUAUAGAUGUUUUUUUUUUAUAUUACAGUUUUAAAAAUUUUUUUUGUGGCAAUCACUUCUGCUUUGAAAACAACUUAAAAUGCACCAAGCCAAAAUUAACAGCUAACAACUGGGAGCUGUCAAAUACAAAAUAUUUAAAAGAAAUUUUUAAAAAUUGGUUAAAUUAUUAUUAUUUUAACAAAAGUGACUAAUUGCGCACCAAGUCAUUAAUUGGGUUCAUUUUUUAACACAUGCACACACACAAAACAGUUUUAAAACACAACAACAAAACAAACAGCAAAAAUCGGCAAAAAUUAACAAGUUAAAUCAACAAAAGCCAUUAACAAACAACAAUAAAUAACAACAACAACUUUACAGUCUUUACACUUGGUUACUUCGGCGAGUAAUUAACCGAAUAUUAGCAUAAAUGCAUAAAUUAUGCGCCGCCGUCACGCAUUUCCUGGACAAAAGGAAGACGAAGAGAACUGCCCAAAACCAAAAACUCAUUCACAUCGGUCACCGAUAAUAAACUUCGGGGCGGGGAUUACAUCUGCCGCUAGGCUGACGUCACGUUACCAUGGAAACCGUGCAGGCCGCUUGGCUCAGAAAUAGAAACAUUUUCACCAUGAUACAAUAAUUUUCACUGGCACUUCUGACUCUCAAUGCUACUUUUUCGGCCGGAAUUAACGAUGCGGUGGACCUAUUAUGCAAAGGUCCGCUGGGAAAAAAAUAAAUAACAUAAAAAAUUACCAUUUUAUUAUUUAGAUGCAUGUAAAUAUAUUAAACUAAAUUAAUAUUUUAAGCAGUGAAGUUUUUUCUUUAAUUUGAGUAUUUCUUCGGUGAAGUGCCCCUUCACCUACUGCACCUGACGAGCCGCCACUGACUGCCUGAGGAAGUUACAACCCUAGGGAGGGUUGUAACCUACGUGAAACAUAUCUUGUAAAUUUUUAGAGCAUAUCUGAUAUGUAACUACGUAACUAAAUUGUUAAUUGUUUUAAUACACUGCAUUCAUUACUAGUUACCUAUAAAAUUUCUUGGCAUCUCAUCUAUACUAAAAUCUAACUAAACGAAGAGCACCUUUCUUACGUAAAAAAGUGGUAGCUUUUUAUAUCAUUUGUUCAAAUUACGAUACCCGUUAAGAUAACAAGUUUUGUGAUGAGCUGCCCCCCAUCCUAAUGGAAAGUACCCUCUCAGAACGGAUUUUGCACUCUUUUGAUCUGUAGAAUCAUCCACUGAAGUUUGGUAAAACUAUUCUCUUACAUUCUGUAUAUAAAACUGACUCAGUUUAUUUAACACAUUAAAAUUCUCUUUAUUACCAUAUUAAUUUUUUAAUAUUUCUGUGCAAUAGUUUUGUUACAUUUUUCUUGAUGGUUUUCUGUUAUGUUUCCAUAUGUUACACCUACCCCAAGAAAUAGAAAAAAUGAACUAGAAUCGAGCAAAAUUCUUGUAGUUUUGUGUAAAUAUAUUUUCCCUUUUUGAGAUUACCGCUACUUACAUCACAAAAAAAAAUUAAGAUAACUUUUUAGAUAGUUCAAUUAUUGUACUUUGUUUUGGGGUAUUUUUUGAUUGGAAAAAAUACUUGUUGUUGAAAAAAUAUUUUAAAUGUUUUAAUAUUUAAGAAAAAAAAUUGCAACUAUUUGUAGUACAUGUUUUCUGACUCAUAUUCAACGUUUUUGCAAUUAUAUUGGGAUAUGUUUAUAUAGGACAUUUUCAAUGUAGUUCUCCUGUAUCUAUCUUUUCAAAUAUUCUUAAUAAAUAUUCUAUAUUUUUAGAUGUUAAAUUAUAUAAAUAUUAUCUGUAUCUGUACGGGAUAUAAAUAGAUGUUUUUACCUAAUUAUAACUACAAGAUGAAUGUCCUAAAGUAAUAUUCAAUUUGUGUUAAAGCUUAUUUAUGGAAUUUCAUUCAACACAAUGUAAAAUAGUAAAAAUGCUACGUAGAAAAUCAUAAAUUAUAUCUUUAUCAGUUCUAUCUCCGAUGAAGAGUUAAAAACUUUUUUACAACCACAAAAGAGCUUUUCAUGGAGUAGCAUGCGAUAUAGGUACAAUACUACAGCAAAAUUCUACAAUGCUCAUAAUUAUACAGGGUGUUUCAAAAAUCAUGUGCUAUCUAUCGCAGGGAGAUUCCUCGCAUAAAAAUAAGAUUUAUUUUUUAUAUCAAUAUAGGUUCGAUUAUGCUGUUUCCUAUCUACAGGUUUUUUCCGCUUGUUAACAGUACUAUGUAGUCCGUUUAAUGCCGAUUAAAAGUUGUUUCUUGUUAUUUUGUCUAUUUCGGUCUAUUAAUUUGCCUUGAUCCAAGUCUAAGAACCGCCUUUAAAAAAAAUUAAUGUCAUUAACUGACUAAAGUCUUAUAUAAGUACUUAUUUGAGAAAAAAAUUAUAAAAAAAGUUCCUAUAAACAUGGGUGAGGAAAUGCAUAGUUUUGAAGUUACUAAGAUGUUAAAACUUUUAAAAAAUAGGUCUUUUGUAAUUAUCUUCAAUACCAUUAAUAUUUUUAUGAAUUUGCUGUGGGUAGCACUGAAUAUCAGUGUAAUAAAUUUAAUAUAAAUUUUAUUUUAAUUUUAUUAAUUGUGAUUAAUAAAAUUGCGUUUAUCUCAUCAAGAAGAUCGAAAUCCACAAAAUAUCAAGAUAAAACCUUUAAUCGGCAUUAAACAGCUCACACAAUUUUGCUAACAAGCGGAAAAAAAUUCAGUGCGGCACAUGUUUAUUUAGAAAAAUAUUCCAGUGAUAACCCAGAUGCACGCCCCUGGUAAAUCCAUCGACACUUUUUUAGCAUUAAAAUAUGUCGCACUUAUAGUAACUUUUAUUCUCCAAAUUUCAUUUGAAUGACUAAAAACAAUUGGAAGAAAAUUAGAUUUAAUUGCGAAAAAAAAAGAC